Molecule: messenger RNA, 2376 nt
Organism: Triplophysa dalaica
Lineage: Eukaryota; Metazoa; Chordata; Actinopteri; Cypriniformes; Nemacheilidae
Gene: prr16
Product: proline rich 16
Exons: 3
Coding region: 665-1450 (261 amino acids)
Biological process (GO): positive regulation of cell size; positive regulation of translation
Source: RefSeq, a predicted model, not a curated record
GAUUUUUAUUUCCAAAAGUUUUUAUUUUUUACUACAAUUUGGAAUUUCCAAGUAACAUAAAUAUCAAUCAAGCUGCAAUUAUUGUUUUUUAUUAAAAGUAAUAAUAAUUCUAAUAAAAAAAGUACAGACCGAACGUUACACAUCUGAAGGUUUCUGUUUCAUAAUGAAAUGCUUCCAAAUUAUAUUUAUAGUCCUAUAUAUCUUUUGUGUUCACACUCAUCGUGUACGAGCGCGUGAACGAGAAGAAUUUAACUCCUAACUCUUGACUUUCUGAGUCUGUGAUUUUAAUCUGUGGGUGAUUUUUAAUAAUGCGCGCGCGCGCACAGAGCAGUGAUAAUGUCGAUGUAAAUGUUGUAUGUGGGGCGGCAGAUGAUCAGAUUUAGAAGAAUGAGUCAUAAUAACCGAUCAUCUUCAUCCUCUCGGUGUUGUUCGUGAUUCAUUGACUUGAGUGUUUGCGGCGCUUUUGUCUCAUGUACCAUUCAAACGCUGUAACGCGCGAACCGCUCCACUGCGCAUGCGCGACUUCACCGGGACCCGCUGUCUGCAUCUUAAAGAAAACACGCGAGCCUUAACAUGUGUGAUCGACACGAAAGAAAACCCGACACAGCCGUGAUCGACAUGAGAGGACACGCGACACAGCCGUGAUCCCGCUCCGGUUCGGAGGAUGUCGGGCGCGGACGGAGCCGUAAAUAAAGUUAAAGUCAAGCGACAGAUCAGGACCAUCGUGAAGGAUCUCGAGAACAUCUUGGGAGACCUGAAGGAUGUAGCGAAGGAACUCAAAGAGGUGGUUCAAGAUAUCGACUGUUUGACAUCAGAUCUUCGUCUGGAGGAGGAGAUGAUUGACAGCUCGAGGACGGACACACUCAACAGCACCUCCACCUCCUCCAGCAUGGACAGGAUGAAAGUGUAUCCGGAGGAGAUGCUCUUCAGACCCUCGUCUGUGUCCUCUGCCAUACUCUCAGUUCUCAAGAGACCUCACCGCCCCCUGCCUCCGCCCCGCACCACCCCGUCCAGAGCCGAGGAUCACUGCGACGGCCCGUCCUCGGAGAUACAGACCGCGGUUAAUGGGCUGCCAACACAGAACGCCACUUUUCCAGCAAACACGUCGGGCAGAGACUCGCAUCACGGCCUCAAAAGUACGGUGCCGGCGCCGGCUCCUCAGUCGAGGCACGUGAAGAGCCACUGUCCUCAGACCACCAGAGAACGAGUCCGCUUCAGCGAGAAGGUCCAGUAUCAUGGCUACUGUCCCGACUGUGACCUGCAGUACGACGUGCCCGACACGGAUUUACACUUCCACACAGACGUGAUCAAUGUCAAAGUGAGUCCAAGACAUCAGUGUUCACCGUCACCGCCGUCUCGAAGCCUCGUGGAGAACGGCAGCAUCAUCUCUUUCCCUCUUCAGAAACCACACAAAACCAUCCUGCGCAAGUCCACCAGCACCACGGUCUGACUGAAGUUUAUCUCCAGAGCUCCGUCCGCUUCAUCUGAAGAUGGCAUGCAGACAGACAGAAGCUGGAGGUGAUGAACGCAGAUCUCAUCAUGAGCAUCUUCACGUGAAUCUGAUCUGAAGCUGGAAAAUCACACUCAUGUUCCCACAGCUGCUCCACACACAGAUUCAACUCAUUCUGUCGUCAUCCUGUGAGAGACUCUUAAGUGUGUGUGUGUUUUUGUGUGUGUGCGCGUGUGUGUGUGAGUGUUCCUGUGUAUCUCAGUUGAUAGAGCAUUGCGUUAACAACGCAAAUUUGUGGAUUCGAUCCCAGGGAAGACACAAUGAUAUGUGUAUAGACUGAAUGCACUGUAAGUCGCUUUUGAUAAAAGCAUCUGCCAAAUGCAUAAAUGUAAAUGUGUGUGCACGUCAACUGGUUUGACCUUCAUUAUAAGGACGCACAGUCCUUACAAUGUGGUGUGUAUUCAUGUGUUUGGCCACGCCCCCUACAUUAUGAGGACAUCCCGAUGUCCAAAUAAACAUACUGAAAAUGUUUUAUUGAAAAUGUAAAAGUGCAGAAACUUUUGAAUGAUUCUUAGGAUUAGGGGAUAGAAUAUACAGUUUGUGCACUAUAACAUAUGUUACAUCUAUGGAGUGUCCCUGUAAACCACCAAUACCAACAUGUGUGUGAGUGUGUGUGGUCAGAAGAGCUCUUAUAAUGCUGCUGCUAAUUCUAACAUAAAGCAAACAUGUUAAGAUAGAUAAACAUCAGGACAUGUACUCACUUCACUUCAGCGUGACAUUAAAUGCAGUGCUGAGCGCUGUCUUCACCUCUCACACAUCAAACACUUUGUAAAGACACUACGUUUUUCUAAAGAAAACCUUCAACUAUAUUAAGAGCAUAUUUUUGAUAUUUUAUCAGAUGAUUUUAAAGAUGUCAACAUUUUUGU